AUGUGGCCUACACUGAAGCUUCUUCUUCCCUGUCUGGCCGCCGUGGCCAGCGCCGCGUCAGCACCGACCGAUGGAUCCAUAAUCCUACUCGAUGCACAGCAAGCUACUACAUCUGCCAUUGCCAGGGAUGUGGUUCAAGAAGACAUUGCGAGAUUGUUCCUGCAGCAACGCAUUUUAUCCACCGAGACCGCCACGCCUCCCAACAAGCUACUUCUCACGAGCUCUGUUCUAGAGCUACUGAACAUAUAUGGAGGAAAUCAGUAUAGUCUUUUCCAAGAUGUGCCCAUUAGCGAGCAGCAGAAACUCCUUGUCGUGGUGGAGGGAAUCGUGAAAGAUAAUACCGCCGUUACCCCCAAGAACACGAACAACGCAUUGAACAUGCGUUCAGUCUCUCCAGACUUCGUCGAUAGCACCUUCAUGGAUACCGUCUCUGAAUGGAAACAUUGCGGAUACGAAGCUAAGACGAAUAGUGACGUUCAGGAGCUUCAAAGCUGUCUAAAUCAACACCCAACCUUCAUCGGCUCCCCUCAGAAGCCAAUUACUCAAUUACUAGAAGGAUUGCCUUUGUCGUCACUUGAAGCUUGGUCCGAUGCCGCUGGCAGCAGAGAAAUUCUUAGACUGCGAUUCAACGAGCACCUCGGCGAUGCAACAACCGCAACACAGUUCUUAGCCUCACUCUCCUCUCUCUUCGAUAACCACGAACAAACCAUCCUCCUCGUCCCACAGCAACAAGCUUCCCCCUACUCCUCUACACGCAAAUCGCCUUCAAAGAAAGACAUCCACCCCACCGCCAGACCCAGACUACACGCUCAAUCCCGCAGAAGCCAAAAUCUUGGAGCAUCCGCAGACUACCUCUCAACACUCAUGCCAGUCUGCCACAGCACAAACGAUACCUGCACCAGCACCACCAACGCCUGUUCCGGCCACGGCGUCUGCUAUCUCAAAUCCGCCGGCGUCAAGGACAAUGAUUGCUAUGCCUGCAAAUGCGACUCUGAAUGGGGUGGUCCCGCAUGCCAAAAGGUGGAUAUCAGCACGCAGUUCUUUCUCAUUGGAACGGUGAGUGUUCUUGCCAUCUUGGCUGUGGGUGGCGGAAUUGGGUUGUUGUUUAGUGUUGGACAGGAGGAGUUGCCCAGUGUUAUCAGUGCGGGUGUCAGCUCGGUGAAGACGAGGUAG
Talaromyces amestolkiae is the source of this 1173-nucleotide messenger RNA. RefSeq lists its product as uncharacterized. The record is from RefSeq and is a predicted model, not a curated record. Gene Ontology annotation, cellular component: endoplasmic reticulum. Bases 1 to 1173 code for a protein of 390 amino acids. Lineage: Eukaryota; Fungi; Ascomycota; Eurotiomycetes; Eurotiales; Trichocomaceae. The transcript is spliced from 4 exons.